AUCACAACUUUUAAAAGAUAUUACACAACUGGGGGCGAAUGAUUCGGUGUGUAUUUUUUUUCUUAAAAGGCAAAGCAUCAUUAAUAUGUGAAGCGGAAUUUUAAACACGAAAUGUCACUUGAUGCAAUAUUAAACAGAACCGACUGUCAUUCUUAGAGACCUAAUUAGAGUUGUUAAAGGAUUCGAAGGGUUAAAGGAUUCGAAGGGGGCAAAAGUGCGUUUACUUUGUGCUUUAUGACAAAUCCAUUCAUUUCCCUGGAUAAAACUCCUGUUAGCUAAGUAGCAUAACACACGCUAAGAGUGCGGGACUUGAACACAAACGCUUCUGUAUUUUUUUAACGGUUGAACAUCUAAAGGUUGUCACCAGCCAGUAACACUGAAGUUCAUGGUCUCAACAUCGCAGAGAAGCUUCGAGCCGAAGAGUCCCAAGUCAGUGAAAAUGGGGAACCAGACACACACAGAACAAGAGCAGCCGCCGUAGUUCUUAAGGGAGUAACGCUCAUGUGAAACAAAACAAAAAUCUACGUUCAAAUUAGAGGAUGUCUCUUUAACAACCUGUCAGCUAGUCCCAAGCGACAUUCUGACAGAAUACAAACACACAAACAUCGUAAAGUCACUUCCUCAACAUGUUCGAAGAAUUUUUAAAAAAAUUCCAAAUGUGGCUUUAAAUCUGUGAAAUAAAUUAAACUGAUUUGAUUCGUUUGAAAAAAAAACCCUUGGUGAAAUCAUCGUAAAAUGUGUGCACUAACGAGCGAGGAUAUAUAUGUAUAUAAAACAGCCGGUGCGGAUAUGGGAUUGGGUCUGAGGAUUUCGGUUCAUGAAGUCAUCCACUUAGCUAACAAGGCCAGUGCAAAGAAUUAUACAGAGUUCAUCGAACAGGAGCCAGUUAUUGCUCUGCCUGUCUUUGAGUGCACCUUCUCACAAUGUGAACAUCAGUGAAUCGCUAACGUGGAUGUUAAAGCAGAGCCGGGGCGAGAAGGAGGAGGUGGUAGAGAGAGGGGGGGGAGGGCUACCUCUUUAAGGUGGUGGCUGAGUGAGGCAGAGCUGGUUGCCUGGCUCCUGAUUGACAGAGAAGACGUUGACUUGCUGCUUCCUUUGGCAGGUUCUCGGCUCCCGUCUCUCUCUCUCUCUCUCUAUUCCUGCUCGGUAACUUUAAAGAGGGGAAUGCAGACGCCAGCGGACUAAGAUGGCUCUCCCGCGGUGGAUUUACCCCUUGCUGCACACACUCCACCUCAUCCUCGCCUGCGAUGCCGCCAGGUCUUACCCGGCCAACGAGGUUACCCUCUUGGAUUCUAUGUCAGCUGCUGGAGACUUGGGCUGGGUGGCAUAUCCUCCAGAAGGGUGGGAAGAAAUCAGUGUUAUGGAUGAGAGGAACACUCCAAUGCGAACGUACCAAGUCUGUAAUGUCAUGGAAGCCUAUCAGAACAAUUGGCUGCGGACUAGUUGGAUUCCCCGGGAUGGAGCCCAUCGUAUUUAUAUUGAGAUCAAAUUUACGCUCAGAGACUGCAACAGUCUGCCAGGUGUCCCAGGAACAUGCAAGGAGACCUUUAACAUCUAUUAUUAUGAGUCUAACAACAACAACUUGUGGUAUAUUAAGGAGACUCAGUACAUAAAGAUUGACACGAUUGCUGCUGAUGAGAGUUUCACCCAGGUGGAUGUUGGAGAUAGGGUGAUGAAAUUAAACACUGAGGUACGAGAUAUUGGAUCCCUGACAAAGAAAGGCUUUUACCUUGCCUUUCAGGAUGUGGGGGCCUGCAUCGCUUUGGUAUCAGUGCGGGUCUACUACAAAAAGUGCCCAUUAACGAUUCGUAACCUGGCAGAGUUUCCUGACAAGGUGACUGAGGGAGACUCCUCCUUGGUGGAGGUCCGAGGCUCCUGUGUGAAUAAUUCUGAGGAGUACGAUGUACCUAAGAUGCACUGCAGUGCCGAUGGAGGAUGGUUGGUGCCUAUUGGACGAUGUGUCUGCAAACCAGGAUAUGAGGAAAAGAAAGAUACCUGCCAGCCAUGUCGACCUGGUUUCUACAAGGCCUCAUCCAUGGAUGCAUACUGCAUGAAGUGUCCGCCUCACAGCUAUUCAUAUCAAGAGAGCUCAUCCCAGUGUACCUGUGAGAAAAACUACUACAGAGCAGAAACUGACCCCAAGGCUAUGCCCUGUACAAGACCUCCAACAGCACCAGAAAAUCCCAUAUCCACAACAAAUGAGACCUCCAUCAUCUUGGAAUGGAGCCCACCAAGGGACAGUGGUGGCAGGAAUGACAUUACUUACAAUAUUCAUUGCAAGAAGUGUGUAGGAGACAGUAGAAGGUGCAGCAUCUGUGGCAGCGGUCUCCACUUCAUCCCCCGCCAAUUUGGAUUAACAUACACAAAAGUUCUUGUUACCAAUUUGCUGCCUCAUACUAAUUAUACCUUCAACAUUGAAGCUUUGAAUGGCGUUUCCGAGUUGAGUCCCAGGCCUAAGCAGUAUGUCUCCAUUAAUGUUACCACCAGCCAAGCAGUGAAUGUGAUCCUGAAGGAGAGGAGGAGUAAGGAUAGCAUCACUCUGGCCUGGCAGGGACCAGACCAUGCUAACGGUGUCAUUGUGGAGUAUGAAGUUAUCUACUAUGAAAAGAAUCAAAAGGACCAAAACUACACAGUUUUAAGAACCAAAUCAAACAGCAUGACAGUGGAUGGGCUGAAACCAGGCACAACGUACGUGUUUCGGGUUAAAGCCCACACCAGCGGAGGACACGGCACCUACGGCGGUGAAAUUGAGCUGGAGACCAGUCAAGAAGACAUGCUAGCUAUCGGCGAUCCAAACCAACCCACCAUCAUGGCAGUAUCCGUAGCUGGGGGGAUUGUGCUUCUGAUCUUUCUUGUUACCUGCUUUGUCGUUAGUGGAAGGCACUGUGGCUACAUCAAAGCCAAGCAGGACCCAGAUGAGGAAAAAAUGCAGUUCCAUCAUGGUCAAGUCAGGUUACCUGGGAGCAGAACUUACGUUCAUCCACACACCUAUGAAGACCCCAAUCAAGCUGUUCGGGACUUUGCAAAGGAAAUUGAUGCAUCCUGCAUUAGGAUUGAAAGAGUUAUAGGGGCCGGUGAAUUCGGCGAGGUUUGCAGUGGACGCCUAAAGUUACCAGGGAAGAGAGAGAUCUACGUGGCCAUCAAGAGCCUUAAAGCUGGCUAUUCGGAGAAACAACGCAGAGACUUCCUGAGUGAAGCAAGCAUCAUGGGACAGUUUGACAACCCCAACAUAAUCCGCUUGGAAGGGGUGGUUACAAAAUGCAAGCCUGUAAUGAUAAUAACGGAGUACAUGGAGAAUGGAUCUCUCGACUCAUUUCUGAGGAAACGUGAUGGACAAUUCACAGUCAUCCAGCUAGUUGGAAUGCUCAGAGGAAUUGCGUCAGGAAUGAAAUAUCUUUCAGACAUGAACUACAUACAUCGAGACCUUGCAGCAAGGAACAUUCUUGUGAAUGGCAAUUUUGUCUGCAAGGUCUCAGAUUUCGGGCUGUCAAGAGUUCUGGAGGAUGACCCAGAGGCUGCCUAUACAACUAGGGGGGGAAAGAUCCCCAUCCGAUGGACAGCCCCAGAGGCCAUUGCCUACCGUAAAUUCACUUCAGCCAGUGAUGUAUGGAGUUACGGAAUUGUUAUGUGGGAAGUUAUGUCAUACGGAGAGAGGCCUUAUUGGGAAAUGUCCAAUCAAGAUGUGAUUAAAGCAAUUGAUGAGGGAUAUCGCUUGCCAGCACCAAUGGAUUGUCCUGCUGUCCUUCAUCAGCUGAUGCUAGACUGCUGGCAGAAAGCACGUGGAGACAGACCCAAGUUCGGUCAGAUAGUGAACAUUCUCGACAAGCUGAUACGAAACCCCAGUUGCCUCAAAACUCUAGCCAAUGAUGCAGCUUGGUCAGGCAAUUCCUUACAAGAUCCAUGCACUCCAGACUCAUCAGCUAUUACUACAGUAGAUGAAUGGCUUGAUGGUAUCAAAAUGGGCCAGUACAAGGAGAACUUUGCUUCAGCUGGUUAUACUACACUGGAUACUGUUGUGUAUAUAAACAGCAGUGACCUCUGCAAAAUUGGAGUGACAAUAGUUGGACACCAAAAACGGAUCCUGUGGAGCAUUCAGAACCUUCACACUAUGGCCAACCAGAUGCAUGGAACACACAUCCAAGUGUAACAGACUCCUUGCAACUAGACAUUGUGAGUUGGACUCUUAAACGGGGGGAAAAAAAAGAGAACCUACCAAAUGCUUGGCUUCCUUCCUCUUGUUAACAGCUCCUUUAUCACUGGUGAAAACUAAACAGCUUAUCGUGAGAACACACGUGCAGCAUUCGUACAGCAUGCGACUGUCCUUGCAUUUGAACAAAAUAAUCAUUAUUGGCACAUUCCAUUCAAACUUUUUUUUUGUGAAAGGAAUAGAUAAGUGUAAAGAUAAUGAUGAAGGUUUACUGGAGCAAAUAUAGUUUCCAAAUCAGAGAUGUUCUUGCACUCUAUUAGAGUCUAUAUAAUAACCAGCAACAGUGAGCUAUCUCCUAUUUAUAGUUCUGUUUAUGUUUUAUCUGACCACUUCUGGAGGCUGCCAUCAUUACCAGUUUGAAAGCAGCCUAAGAUCACAAUAAAGAGACAACCCACACCUUUCCCAUUGAUGAAACAAUCUGCUGACACCCUCUGUCAAGAGGGAAACACACUUAGGUCACUGGGAUUACACUGGAAAUCCAUCCUUGACGUCAACUUGAAUUGAUAAUCCCCAAUUACCCAUUGACUCUCUAAUUGAACAUAGAAAUAUCUACCAAAACUCAAAAGAUUUUCAUUUAUCUAUAUUCACUUUUAAAUUAGGAAAACACGGUGAAGACAAAAGGCACUGACAAUGAAGUGUGGAAAGAAAUAGGUGGUGAACUACUAGUUAUUGAUUAGGCAAUUCAAGUGCAAACCUUGCAGCUUUAUUAUUGAGUAUUGGAUUCCCCCAAUUCCAAAUGAACCAAACAGCAUAUUAACUGACUGAACAAAGUGUAGGCUGCAGAUGAUUUCAAUUUCUGACAACAAAGGGAGAAAAAUGAGCCCAUGGAUUCAAACCAACAUUUCCAACUCUGUCAAAUUCCCAAAAUACAGUUUGGAUGCCAGUUUCACCAGGUUGUGCUCAUUUCCAUUUAUUUUAAAUGAAUAGACUGAGAAAAAAAUUGAUAAUGAGGGGAGCUGUCAAAAAAAAUGGAAAUGAGCCAGGAUCACAAUACAUAUCAGUGGGGAUUUGGACUCGACUUUCUGCUUUAAAUCUCAGAGAGGUGGAUUACAACUUUAGAGCCAAUAAAAAGAGAAAACUCUGAUUGGAUCAUUAAAAACAAGACUAAAUAUUUGCCCUCGGCAUAAAAAACACCCACCUACGAAUGCAUGUUAUUUUCUCAGCAGGUACAAGAUAGUGCUUUAUAAUAUGGGUGGAGUAGUUAACAUUAGAUAUAUAUUGCACACUUGAAACAAUAAUGCUCUACCAAUAGGUUUACAUUUAUUUUUAUGCUUUCCUCCAUUUACUUUUGGGUUGACUGAAUGUACAAGGGGAAAGGGCAGAUUAUUUGGUACUUUGCCAGCCUCCAGGCUGUGUUAAAUCUGAAUAGAUGUCUGUGGGAAUGCACACUGAAAAUAGGAAAGAUGCAAAAAUUGAAUUCACUCAGCCCUGCAGUCAUUUCAGGCAUGGUUUCCUCUGGAUUCUAAAGUUAUAAACAUUAUUCAUUUUUAAACACUUUUACAUCACCCCGUGCGAUAUCGCACAAAGAUGGAGUCAGGGCAUCAAAUAACCCUUUGACCAUGGUUUCAAGAAAGUUAAAUCUCUUCAUCACGAAGUUUGGGAGUGUGGAUGGCCUUUCUGUUUCAUGUUGUCCUCUCACAAACCAGCAGAGAAAUGCCAGAGUUCUAUUCCAUGCCUACUCUAUUAGCACCAGAACAUCUAUUAGAUUACAAAGCAGUCAGGACUCAAUAGAAAGACUGAAACUUCAGCUCGGAAUUGCAGGGACUGCUUCUGUUCUGCAAAAGACCUCUUAACCUGUUUGUGGCCAUCAUGAGACGUUAUGAAAUCUGCCUCAUACAUGGAAUAAGCUCAGUUCCUGUUUCUGUGUAUGAAUCACAGAAUAAAUGCUAGAACCUUCAAAAGACUCUUAUGAAUAGAGUCGAAACACAGCUCUAUCAAUGAACAAAACCAUCUAAAUCGAUAUCACCAGCCACAUUAACUCGUUUAAUUACAUUUAUAAGAAACACUAAAAUGCCAAGAGUACCAAUGGAACAUUGCAAACUUCAGGCUGUUGUAAACGAAAUAGAGAAUCAUACACAAGUAUGAAGUUUACAUUUUAAUAACACAUCUGUGUUUGCCUCAAUUUCUGAAUUGACAUUUUCGCAGAUCGUUAUUAUGCUGUGGUUUCAAAAUUAUAUGUCGGGAGAUGGUAGUUGUUUGCAUUUCCAAGUUAGAUGCACAUAAUAGGCGGAGGUAGUCUUCCUUUGUUAAAACAAAAUUCUGAAGUUCCCUGGCCUUAGUUGGUCCUGUAGCUUAUCAUUUCCAAGAUUACAGAAAUGAAAUGACAACAUCCAGAAGCAAAUUUCUUAUGACCACAUUCUGAUAGACUGGAACAAGAAACAGGUUUAAAGAAAAAAAACACAAUGACAAAUAUGUUCAAGGGAAUAGAAUACAACAAUAGCAUAUGUUAGCAUCGUCUGUAUAAUAAAGCUUAUGCCAUAUUUGUGUGCAGGUUUCCAGCAGCAAACAAUGAUAACUAAUUGCAUUUAACUCUACAUGUUAGACAUUUGAACAAAAAGUUGAAAAUUACUUUCAAUAUUCUUACAAGAAAGUGGUCAUUUUGUUUUACAUUAAAGCAGCAAUUAAACAUAUGGCAGUUUUGAUACCCACGAGGAAGCUGCUAUCUCUGGAAUCUUCACUGGAAUCUAAUUGGCGAGACAAUAAAGUGAUGAUAAUGUAUAAACGUGCAUAUAAGAAGGUCCACCAGCUGCUGAGAGCACUUAAACAUGAAACUUUCUGCAGGAUGGCCAAGGAAGAGAGCGCUGAAAUCCAGUGGAGUGUUUGGCAA
Molecule: messenger RNA, 7034 nt
Organism: Chiloscyllium plagiosum (whitespotted bambooshark)
Lineage: Eukaryota; Metazoa; Chordata; Chondrichthyes; Orectolobiformes; Hemiscylliidae
Product: ephrin type-A receptor 3
Biological process (GO): protein phosphorylation; axon guidance; ephrin receptor signaling pathway
Cellular component (GO): plasma membrane; dendrite
Molecular function (GO): ATP binding; protein binding; transmembrane-ephrin receptor activity
Source: RefSeq, a predicted model, not a curated record